This is a messenger RNA of Pteronotus mesoamericanus, 1809 nucleotides long. RefSeq names its product iodothyronine deiodinase 1 (gene DIO1). Gene Ontology annotation, molecular function: thyroxine 5'-deiodinase activity. The transcript is spliced from 4 exons. The record is from RefSeq and is a predicted model, not a curated record. Gene Ontology annotation, biological process: thyroid hormone metabolic process. Lineage: Eukaryota; Metazoa; Chordata; Mammalia; Chiroptera; Mormoopidae.
CCCAGCGGCAGCACCUCAGUCCAUCAGCUUCAGAGCCAGGUCUGGCUGUGCCGAGAUGGGGCUGGUCCAGCCAGGGCUGUGGCUGAAGAGGCUCUGGGUACUCUUGCAGGUAGCUCUGCAUGUGGCCUUGGGCAAAGUACAACUAAAACUGUUUCCCAAGAGAGUCAAGCAGCGUAUCUCAGCCAUGAACCAGAAGAACCCACACUUUUCCUACGACAACUGGGUUCCGACCCUCUUCAGCCUCCAGUAUUUCUGGUUUAUCCUGAAGGUUCGUUGGCAACGAUUGGAGGACAAGACUGAGGAAGGGGGUCUAGCCCCAAACUGCCCUGUGGUUCGCCUCUCAGGACAGACAUGCAACAUUUGGGACUUCAUGCGAGGCAACAGGCCACUGGUGCUGAAUUUUGGAAGUUGUACCUGACCUUCAUUUCUUUUCAAAUUUGAUCAAUUCAAGAGACUUAUUGAAGACUUCAGUUCUGUAGCAGAUUUUCUCGUCAUUUACAUUGAGGAAGCACAUGCAUCAGAUGGCUGGGCAUUUAAGAACAACGUGGUCAUCAGGAAUCACCGGAACCUCCACGACCGGCUCCAGGCAGCUCACCGGCUGCUGGACAGGAGCCCCCAGUGCCCUGUGGUGGUGGACACAAUGAAGAACCAGAGCAGCCAGCUCUACGCGGCACUGCCCGACAGGCUCUAUGUGCUCCAGGAGGGCAGGAUCCUCUACAAGGGUAAACCUGGCCCUUGGAACUAUCAUCCAGAGGAGGUUCGUGCUGUUCUGGAAAAGCCCCAUAGUUAAUCUGGACAGAUCCCACACUUCCAAGCGACCAAGAGGAGGGCUCCUCAAGGCGUGGCUCUCCCCACAAACCAGCUGGCUUUCACCUCUUGACCUGUGUCUCCAGUUGAACUCCUAGCUCAGAUUUUUCUGAUCUGAGCAAGCAAUUGUCAUAAUCAGAAAACGAAGCAGCCAGUGAGCUGAGCAUUAAGGAAUGUACGGCUCCACACGGCCUGCCCUGUGGGGGCUGCUGUCAGCGUGUGAUGUCUCAGAGUGUGACAGCGCUGGCGCUCCCUGGGUGUAGUGCAUGUGAAAGGUGGCCUCCUCCAGGCACUCUAAUGCCAAGGGGGCGGGUAUGGCAUCCCUCACCAAGUUGGUCAUUGGUGGAAUUGAUAUUUAAUACACUAAACUGGUUUUUAGAACCAAGCAUGGGGAGAAUUCUGGGUGUUCAGAGAGAGAAGAGGAAUUGGUAAAGGAGGGAGUAGGGAUGAGAGGAGACGGUAAAAAUGAUAAUCCUUUCCCUGUCAAAAGACUGAACAACCAGUCAAUGGCGGUAGUGGUGGUGAGGGGUGAGUUUCCAUGGUAGUGCAUCUCCAAUUCUACCAUAGAAGAGGAGGUUACUCACUGUAUAAUCUUUGAAUCUAUUUCAUAGAAAUCUGGCUCUCUGUACUCUGGAAUAUUUCACUAUCUUAUCAACAGAGUCACUUGGGGUCAGGUGAGGACUGACUUCCCAAAAACAGGAUAACCUUGACCCAACUAGACAACAGGCACCAGCAGAGCUUCCAUUCAGUUAUGCAGAAGCUCAUAUGUGAAGUUCUAUUUCCCAGAUUUUUUUUUUUUGCAAGUCUCCUAAUGGUCAUUUGUGUUAAAUUAUGUCAGGCUAAUGGAUAACCAUUGGUAUUCAUCUGUUUUAACUCUGCUUCUUUUAUAUUUGUUUAUGACGGCCACAGUCUAAAGUACACACAGCUGUGACUUGAUUUGAAAACAAAAUAUUUUAAGAUGCAGCAAGCUAAUACAGAAUGAUUAAAACAUAUUAGUCCUUU